Messenger RNA from Entrophospora sp. SA101, 1392 nucleotides. The record is from the annotation of a GenBank genome assembly. Lineage: Eukaryota; Fungi; Glomeromycota; Glomeromycetes; Entrophosporales; Entrophosporaceae.
AUGAUUUUCGAACACGGUAGCAUUGUCUUGGCAAAACUUAAGGGAUUCCCAUGGUGGCCAGCAAAAAUUGAAAAGGAGAAUAAAAUCCCUGAGCAUAUCUUAAAGAAAAAACCAAAACAUCAAAAUACCAUUCCUGUUAAAUUCUUUGGAACCAAUGAUUAUGGAUUUGUUAAUAAGAAAGAUAUCAAACAAUUUGAUAUGAAUAAAGCAAAGGAUAUGAUUAAGAAAAAAACCAAUAAAAAACUAGUUGAAUCAACUGGUUAUGGUGUUAGAUCAAUCAAGAAGGAAUCUGAUGUUAAUGCUGAUAAUAGUAGUUCUGACAAGAAACCAAUAAUUCGUGCUCGCAGAACAUACAAAAGAUCUGUCAAUAACAAGGAUCAGUCAGUGAAUGAUGAUAAAAAUACCAGCAAUAAUAAAAGUCCUGGUAAAAUAGGUAAUGAUGAUGAUGAUAAAAAUGCAGUGACUGAUAAUCAUAAACAAGAGGUUGAUGGUGAUAAAGAAAUGGUUAAUAGUGAUCAACAAGAUGAUAAACAAGAAGUUAAUGGUGAUCAAAAUGUUAGUAAUGAAGUAAAAAUUAACAACAGUAGCAACAACAAUGUUAAUGUUAAUGAUGAAAAUGACAAAAAACCAGGAACUCAUCGUACUUUUAGAACAACCAACAAGAGGUCUAGUAAAAAUGAUGAAACUAUCACUGCUAUUAAUGAUAAUAAGGAAAGGGAAGGGGAAGGAAAGCAAGAUGGCAUUGACAAAAAACCAGCAGCUCGCGUUUCCAGAAUUAACAAAAGGUCUUAUGACAAUCAUGAAGAUUCUUCUAAAACUACAAGAGAAAAGAAGAAACGAAAGGAUAAUGCUGGUGGUGUUGUUGUUCUUUUCACAAAUAAUGACACUAGCUCUACAAAAAAUGCUGCCGAUAAUACUGAUGGUAUUACAGAUGCCUUUGACCCCACUACUAAUACAAUUAAUGGUGAAGAAGAAAUAGAUAAAAUGAACAUAGAUGAAAGCAAUAAGGGCGAAGAAAAAAAAGAAAUUACCACUAGCAAUGGCGAAAGUUCAAUUGAAAUAAACAAUGAAGAUAUGGAAGCUAUUGAAAUCAAUAAAAGCAACCUUGAUGAAAAUAAUGUUGAAAAGUUGCUUGAUUUAAGACGACAAAUUCAAAAGCAUGCUCUCAAUAAAGAUGAUAUUAAUGAAAGGGAGAUGAAAGUUAUCAAUAACAAAUUCACAGAGAUUGAGAAUAUCUCCGCUACUAUCCAACAAAUAAAAGAAUCUAAAAUGGGAAUUUUGAUGCAUAAGAUGUCCGAGAAAACUAUUAACAAUGAUACAUUCAAUAUUGUUGGAAGAAGCUUAAAUCUUGUAAAUAAAUGGAAAAAACUAAUAGAUGAACAGGACCAAUAA